UGCUUCCGAUAUCAAUGAAUUUGAUGAAUGCUCGAGAGGAUCACAAUCUGGAAGUAAAAGAGGGGAGGAUGCUCAAGAUUCUAUUCCAAGGAUAAGGAGAAGAUUGUCAGAGACAUUUAGAGCACAGUACAUAAACACAAAGGAAAUCAGGUCCAAUAUCCUUCCCUUAUAUCCUGAAUAUGCGUUGGGACGUGGAAUGUUGGAGGAAAACUUCCAAAUGAUGACCUAGAUAUCGAUGACUGGAUUGAUACUGAUGAUCCUGCUGACAUCUACGUGUUUGGGUAAGUGUUUCCCUGCACCUCGUCCAAUACCAAACUCAGCAUAUCCAUAGGUAAUCUGCUAUCCAUGACCUAAAGAAGGUAAUCUGCUAUCUCUGCCACAAUGCCAGCAUAAGAUCUGAACAUUAAUCUUCAUUGAUUCAAUUAAACCUUGCUCUUUUGCUAAGAAACAAUAUGAUCAAUUUAAAGAGAAGUCUAUAUGUAUAGAACUCAAGGAAAUCAGAACUUUUAACAAAGGAAAGCGAGGCAACAUGUUGAUUUUCGAACUGUUAUUGGUAAAGGCCAAAGAGGGAAAACAGGAGGUAUGAACCCCUACUCUUUGGCACGAAAAUUGAAAUUGCCACCUGCCACCCAUAAUUAAACCUACUCUUAGCUGACAUCUAAACAUUAACAUGUCAGUGAAGGUAUAUGAUGUGGUUUUAUAUCCACUCGACAUGACUCCAGCAAUAUAAUUUACUUUUUAUUGCCUCAACUUGUUGCAUGUUGUUUGUUCUUUUCCAUAAAAUGCAUAAUUUUUCUUCCUGGUUCUGUCAAUCCUUGUCUCAAAUUGGUUCUCGUCCAAGUUAGUUCACUUGAGAAAUAGGACAAAUGCUUCAUUUCUUCAGGCUUCAGGAGAUUGUACCCUUAAACGCUGGGAAUAUCUUUGGCGCUGAAGACAGCCGUCCAGUUCCUAAGUGGGAAAACAUUAUUCGUGAAACACUGAACAGAAUUCGACCAGCAAGGACUAAGGUUAAAUGCUACAGUGAUCAUCCAUCUCCAUCAAAAUUUAUGUCAUCUGAAAAUGUGCCCACUAUAGCAGAAGAGAUAUUACUUGAAAGCGAUAGUGAUAUUGGUGAAGAAAUCCAUUCCUUCCAUGAAGAAUCCAAUGGUUUUGAUGAACUCAAUGAUAAAUCAAUUACAGGUGACAUGAACUCAAAUUCUGGAGUUCCAGACAAUCAAAUUCUGGAUUUACAGAAGCAAUUUUCUUCUCCAAAAAAACUAGAUGGAUUAAAUUGCUUGCGGACCGAAGAUUCUGCAGGAGAUGUACAAGCAUCUGCAGCUCCUCAAAAAUUAACUAGAAUUCUUAGUAGUUCUGAAUGGAUUGGCUUGAGUUGGCCAGAGCCCCCUUUAAACUUGCUAUCUCAGCAUGUUUUGCAGAGACCAACUUCCUUCAAAUCAAUUAAAUCAUUUAAAGCAACCAAAUCUUUUGGAGGAUAUAGUUCUUUAAAGUCUGUUUCAAGUGAAUUACAAUCAAGAUUGGCUUUGUUUGCCGAGCUUGACUUUGAAUCUCUCAUGAAACGGAAUAGAAGAUCAUCAUAUGUAAGGAUAGUGAGCAAGCAGAUGGUCGGAAUCUUCCUCACUAUUUGGAUUCGUAGGAGCUUGCGUAAGCAUAUUCAUAACUUAAAAGUGUCCACGGUUGGUGUUGGUGUUAUGGGCUAUAUUGGUAACAAGGGAUCAAUAUCAGUCAGCAUGUCUAUAUAUCAGACAUUUUUCUGUUUUGUAUGCACACACCUCACGUCAGGUGACAAGGAUGGAGAUGAACUCAAAAGAAAUACCGAUGUUCAUGAAAUACAAAGGAGGACUAAAUUUCAUCCCUUUUCCUGUGUUGGACUUCCUAAAGGCAUCUAUGAUCAUGAACGAAUUAUCUGGUUAGGUGAUUUGAAUUACCGCAUCAACUUGUCAUACGACCAAACAUGUGAACUCAUCUCCAAAAAGGAGUGGUCCAAGUUAGUGGAAGGGGACCAGCUUGUACGAGAAUUAAGAAAAGGCUGUGCAUUCGAUGGAUGGUCAGAGGGUAUAUUGGAUUUUGCACCAACAUAUAAAUAUGAGAUGAAUUCUGAGAAAUACUGCGGAGAAGAUCCAAAGGCUGGAAGGCGUAUUCCUUCAUGGUAUGAUUCUGCAGUAUUUGAGUGGUGUGAUCGCAUCCUUUCAUAUGGAAAGGGAAUGAGGCUACUGAACUACAGGAGGAAAGAGCUAAAACUUUCUGAUCACCGGCCUGUGGCUGCCACAUAUAUGGCUGAGGUUGAGGUGUUUUCUCCUAGGAAGCUACAGAAGGCGCUCACAUUCACAGAUGCAGAGAUUGAAAAUGAGGAAGUUGUGGCAGGCUUGGGAAUUGAUGUUAGAAUAAGCCAGUUGAGAUUGGAGCAGGUGAGAACUAAGCCAUGCAAAUCCAGAAAGCGUUUUAGAUUACACGAGUCACCGGGGCAGGUUUUGGACAACUAUUGGAAGUUAGGCGACUUUGAUGCUGGAUUCUGGCUCCUAAAAUCUGAAUGAUGCACGAAUGGGCUCACUUUGGAUAUUUCUUGUUGGGAGCAUUUACGAGGAAUACCCUGUCAUGAAGGGGCUGGAAGUGAGAUCCCGAGAACUAUGCUAUUACUACUCUACCUUAUGUUCAUUCAUUGAUUUGUAAUUUUUGCAUGAUAUUGUGUACUGAACUUCUUGUGUUACAGUGUUCAGAGUAGGAGUUUAUAUGUUAUAGAGAGAAAAUCAUAUAUAGGAGUCUUUAAUUGUAACUUUUUUUUUUCAAAUCACGGACACACUCCAGCACGCGAGCCACGGGUGAGCGUCCACUCUCAAAAGCCAAACCACGGGAGAGAGCCUAUCAAGUCGAGGUUCUAGUUGAUCGCAUACUUGAGAAAUGCAAGUGGUAGGAUUCAAAUCAGAUUCAAAUCAGGACCUCUCCCCAAGUUAACUUUUUAUCACUUGAUUAUCUACAACUGAGUUACUAGCUCACUUGCUAUUAUGCAUGUUGUUCAUACAUGUUCAAUGAUGCAGGUUACGUGUAUCAAAGAUUAAUCCAUUUAGUUUAUGCAUAUUUUUAAUGUUAUAAAAGAAGAGAAUAAUUGCAUGUUUUUUA
Populus trichocarpa (black cottonwood) is the source of this 3114-nucleotide messenger RNA. Its product is annotated as type IV inositol polyphosphate 5-phosphatase 3. NCBI's taxonomy places the organism in Eukaryota, Viridiplantae, Streptophyta, Magnoliopsida, Malpighiales, Salicaceae. Gene Ontology annotation, biological process: phosphatidylinositol dephosphorylation. Gene Ontology annotation, molecular function: phosphatidylinositol-3,4,5-trisphosphate 5-phosphatase activity; phosphatidylinositol-4,5-bisphosphate 5-phosphatase activity; inositol-polyphosphate 5-phosphatase activity. Bases 867 to 2531 code for a protein of 554 amino acids. The transcript has 10 exons. The record is from RefSeq and is a predicted model, not a curated record.